This is a messenger RNA of Metschnikowia bicuspidata var. bicuspidata NRRL YB-4993, 684 nucleotides long. Its product is annotated as U2-type spliceosomal complex subunit. Gene Ontology annotation, cellular component: U2-type spliceosomal complex. Gene Ontology annotation, molecular function: metal ion binding. Bases 1 to 684 code for a protein of 227 amino acids. The record is from RefSeq and is a predicted model, not a curated record. Gene Ontology annotation, biological process: snoRNA splicing. NCBI's taxonomy places the organism in Eukaryota, Fungi, Ascomycota, Pichiomycetes, Serinales, Metschnikowiaceae. The transcript has a single exon.
AUGUUUAAAAAGAGAAAUUUAAAGACUCUCGGUAAUUCUAGGCGUCGAGAAGAGUCAGAAAAUGAUGAUGACAAGUCCCACACUUCCUCUUUUAUUAGUGAACAGCCCCUCAAAAAGAUCAAAACACAAUUAACUCCAGCUCGAGAAGCGGACUACUCUAAGACAGCUCAAAAUGUAGAAACAAACAAUCCAGAUCAGAACGACCAUUCCGAACCAAAACAAGAAAAAGAAUUUUCACUGCAACCUGAAUCAAAGCCGAUUAUCGUGGGUCCGAAAGCGGCUCCGAAAAAUGUGCGUGUAACUACACUAACAGACUUUCAGCCAGAUGUAUGUAAAGAUUUUCAGCAAACGGGUUAUUGUGGUUAUGGUGAUACGUGUAAAUUUCUACAUAUUAGAGAUGAGCUGCGCCAAAAGAAAGCGAUUGAGAAAGAAUGGGAAAUGGUGGCAGGCAAGGAGUUUAAUCCUGACAAGCCUUGUGCAGAGAAUAUCCCCUUCAAAUGUCCCAUCUGCAAGGACGAUUAUACGCAACCUGUUAAAACACCAUGUGGCCAUAUUUUCUGCCAGGCCUGUUUCAUGGCUCGAUUCAAGCAGGGGAGAAAAAGAAAGUGCUAUAUUUGUAAGAAAGAUACUGAUGGAUUGGUGCAGCCUGUAAAAAACAUACUGAAGGCGCGGGUAAAAGGGUGA